Puntigrus tetrazona (Sumatra barb) is the source of this 1706-nucleotide messenger RNA. Its product is annotated as protein FAM107B. The record is from RefSeq and is a predicted model, not a curated record. Lineage: Eukaryota; Metazoa; Chordata; Actinopteri; Cypriniformes; Cyprinidae. Gene Ontology annotation, cellular component: neuron projection; synapse; stress fiber. The transcript is spliced from 7 exons. Gene Ontology annotation, biological process: actin filament bundle assembly; regulation of actin cytoskeleton organization; actin filament polymerization. The coding region runs from base 477 to 1178 and encodes 233 amino acids.
CAUGCACGCGACCUAAACGCUUUCCUUUUCGAAACAGCCCACCAAGUCACGUUAUCUACGCGUAACAUAUUACAGCAAGGACGCGCGCGCCUCUCUCGCGCACCGGGCCGCGCAGCGCGAGUUAUUUGUAUUCGUCGUUCACUCACUGCCCCCUAGCGGCGUCCCGGGCGACGGACACACAGAGGCGAAGCGGCGCCUUUCUCAGGUGUCUCGCGUGUUGUUGUGUGGUAAAUAGAUAGCUCGUACUCACUGCUGCUCAGAUGGGAGCUCGCUCGCGGAGCGGUGACGCACUUUCGCAUAGAAGUGAUAACGUCCUUACACCUGCAUGAUGAGGUUCACGGCAUGCCUAGACUGGAAUCAGUAUGAGUGAAUUAUUCAUUGCGUUUUGGAGCGUUUAAUUACGUUCUAACGCCUUUCUUUUCCCAGCAUGCAGCAGGAGCUUUGGCUGAGGGCUCUUCUCGAUACCUGCGUGUGCAAUGAGAUCGGCCGCUGCACAAACACUCCCGAUUAGACCGUCCGAACAAGAGCUCAAAAAUGCCUUAUCCAACAGCGUCGCAGGACACAACCACGUCUCCGGCUCCGGCAGACCAGCCGCGGCGCAGUCCAGAACAAAGGCGUCCACGGACGCACUUAAUUGUAGUUCUUUGCAUCAUCAUGGCAAUACUCGAGAAAAUGCAGAUACAUGCGAUACUGCCGAGGGCCCCUGGAACCUGAACAACCCGGUGAAAGCCUCAAGGAGCCAUCAGGAGCUUCACAAAGAGCUGUUACUGGCCCACAAAAAUUUUCAGUCACGUGACCGGUUCGAAGACCUGGAGGGCAAAACAUCCAUAGAACUGCAGCAAAAGCCUGUCAGUUGUCCAUCUGUUUCACAGACGCAAAAAUUUAGAUCAUCUGUCAAAACAAUAAAAGAAAGAGGGCUGGUGGUGUGCUGCAAGCCGGAGCUUCAGAUGGUUCUGGAGAAGAGGAAGAGAGAGCAGACCCAGAGAGAAGAGGGAGAGCAGAGCAGGAGUCCUCUGGAGCAGGUGCUGCUCGAACGCCAGCACAAACAUCAGGAGAUGAUGAAGGAGAAGGAGGAGGAGCAGAGGCAACAUGAGGAGGUCCAGCUCUUGGAGUUCGUCAGAGUCAGACAGAACCUGAAGAAAGUCCACACAGCUCUACAGAAAAACCUUCACUCCUGAACCCCGCCUGCACCAGUCUGACGAAAGACAAGCUUUAUUUGCAAAUACACAGCGUUUCAUUAUAUUACUUAUUUUGUUAUUGACCUUUUUCGCAACCUUUGACAGUUCACAAAUUCAGUUUUCUGUAGCCUAAAAGUGACAUAAUGUUAAAAAACAUGCCUACGGUAAUCUUAAAAUACCAUUAGCUGUUAUUAUAUUUUGUUAUUUUGCUGUAGACCCCUAGCGCUCUAAGACUAUACAAUAUCUGCUGAAAUUGUUAGUGGUGCUGCCCAGCUUUAUUGUAGAACCUGAAAGGUCAUUAAAUAAUAAAUAAAAACAGCACAAUUCUGCCAUGGCACUUGUUCAGCUAGUACAUGGCUGUCCUAUCCAUGUUUUUGAUUUAGCUAUUAUUAGUAGUUAAUAUUAACGAGGUGAAGAGCUAAUGCGGUGAAUUUUUGUAAUAGAUGUUAAAGUGUUUAUAAUGCCAGUGUUGUAAGUUUUCUCCUAUUUUGAAAAGCCUAUUGAGUUAAAUAAACAUGGAUUUGAUUG